Molecule: messenger RNA, 6550 nt
Organism: Phyllostomus discolor (pale spear-nosed bat)
Lineage: Eukaryota; Metazoa; Chordata; Mammalia; Chiroptera; Phyllostomidae
Gene: LTBP1
Product: latent transforming growth factor beta binding protein 1
Exons: 33
Coding region: 668-5737 (1689 amino acids)
Molecular function (GO): calcium ion binding
Source: RefSeq, a predicted model, not a curated record
CAGGAAUGCCUUCCAAACAGUAUCAGACAAACUCUGUGGGGCGUCCAGAAGGCAAGGACCGCUCAAUGACUCUGUGGAGUCCUUUGUCCUUUCCCAGGACACGGGGUGGGGGACCCCUGCCUCGCCAACCGUAAAGUAACAAUCUGUGUGGAUGUGGAGAGCGGCGGCGCGUUCUCUGGCUCCUCGCACGCUUUCCCCAAUUUGGAUUUGCAGCCUGACGUCACGUCUGCUGGAGAUUGGCUGUUCAGAUCUGACACUGUGUUCCACCGCGAGAGAAACUUUUUAAAGACUUUGCAGCCGGGGCUGCCUCUGAGCGUCCUGCGCGCUCACGCCCGCCCUCGCCCACUCUCGCCGAAUCCCAGGAGCGGCGCCCCCUGCGCGGCGACUCCGCCGGCGGACCCUCACCUUUCACAGCCCGCUGCCCUCGCCCCUCCCCUCCCAGGCUCUCCUCUCCGCACCCCGCCCCCUUCUCUCUGCGGCUUUCGGCUGGGGUCUGGGGCUGCUCAGCCGCCCUCAGAACUUCCUCUCCUGUAACCGAGUUUGCCUCUUCCCCGCCUUUCCCGGGCUCUCGGCAGAUCUCGGGGGGAUCCUGAGCGCGUGCAGGCAGCCGCACCCGGCGAGCCCCACGGCUGGGGGCGGAGGUCGGGAGCGCCGGCUCGGGCCCGCGAUGGCGGGGUCCUGGCUCAGGUGGGGGCUCCUGCUCUGGGCAGGGCUGCUCACUACGUCCGCUCAGGGCCGGGUACGGAGGAUCACGUACGUGGUGCGCCCGGGCCCCAGCCUGGCAGCCGGAGCCUUGCCCCUGGGCGGGCCCCCGCGCCCGCGGACCUUCAACGUCGCGCUGAACGCCAGGUACAGUCGCAGCUCAGUGGCUGCCGGGCCCCCCAGCCGUGCCUCCCCAGGGGUGCCGUCGGAACGGACUCGGCGCACGAGCCAGCCUGGUGGCGCUGCCCUGCAGGGGCUCCGGCCACCACCGCCACCGCCUGAGCCGGCGCGUCCCGGGGGCUCCGGCGGGCAGCUCCACCCCAAGCCCGGAGGUCACCCGGCGUCUGUGCAGUUCGCCAAACAAGGCAGGCAAGUCGUGCGAUCCAAAGUGUCGCAGGAGACUCAGAGCAGCGGGAGCUCAAGGCUGCAGGUUCACCAGAAGCAGCAGCUGCAGGGGGUCAAUGUGUGUGGAGGGCAGUGCUGCCACGGCUGGAGUAAGGCCCCUGGCUCCCAGAGGUGCACCAAACCCAACUGCGUUCCGCCAUGCCAGAAUGGAGGGAUGUGUCUCCGGCCCCAGCUCUGUGUGUGCAAACCAGGGACCAAGGGCAAAGCCUGCGAGGUAACGGCAGCCCAGGACACCGCGUCACCGGUCUUCGGAGGGCAGAGUGCUGGGGCUGCUUCCUCCUGGGCCCCUGCUGAGCCAUCAGUGAAACACACUUCGUCUAAGAAGGCAGACGCGCUACCGAGAGUCAGUCCCGUGGCCCAGAUGACCUUGACCCUCAAGCCGAAGCCUUCAGUAGGACUCUCCCAGCAGAUACAUUCUCAAGUGACACCCCUUUCCUCCCAGAACGUGGUGAUCCAUCACGGCCAGACCCAGGAGUACGUGCUCAAGCCCAAGUACUUCGCAGCCCAGAAGGUGCUCUCGGGGGAGCAGUCCACGGAAGGUUCGUUCCCUUUCAGAUACGGGCAGGACCAAGUCUCCGCACCUUUCCAGUUGAGUAACCACACUGGUCGCAUCAAGGUGGUCUUUACUCCGAGUAUCUGUAAAGUGACCUGCACCAAGGGCAGCUGUCAGAACAACUGUGAGAAGGGGAACACCACCACUCUCAUUAGUGAGAAUGGUCAUGCUGCCGACACCCUGACGGCCACGAACUUCCGAGUGGUAAUUUGCCAUCUUCCAUGUAUGAAUGGUGGCCAGUGCAGCUCGAGGGACAAAUGCCAGUGCCCGCCGAAUUUCACAGGGAAGCUCUGUCAGAUCCCGGUCCACGGUGCCAGCAUGCCCAAGCUUUAUCAGCAUUCCCAGCCACCAGGCAAGGCCUUGGGAACGCACGUCGUCCACUCCACACAUACCUUGCCUCUGACCAUGAAUGGUCAGCAAGGAGUCAAAGUGAAGUUUCCUCCCAACAUAGUCAACAUCCACGUGAAGCACCCUCCCGAGGCUUCAGUCCAGAUCCAUCAGGUUUCACGAAUCGACGGCCCAACAGGACAGAAGGCGAAAGAAGGCCAGCCAGGCCAGUCCCAGAUCUCCUACCAAGGGCACCCCGUCCAGAAGACCCAGACCGUCCAGAAGACCCAGACCGUCCAGAAGACCCAGACGGUGCAUUCCACCUACUCCCACCAGCAAGUCAUCCCCCACGUCUACCCCGUGGCCGCGAAGACCCAGCUUGGCCGGUGCUUCCAGGAGACCGUCGGGUCACAGUGUGGCAAAGCGCUCCCCGGCCUCUCCAAGCAGGAGGACUGCUGCGGAACCGUGGGCACCUCCUGGGGCUUUCACAAAUGCCAGAAAUGCCCCAAGAAGCCAUCUUAUCAUGGAUAUAACCAAAUGAUGGAAUGUUUACAAGGUUUUAAGAGGGUUAACAACACCUUUUGUCAAGAUAUUAACGAAUGCCAGCUGCAGGGCGUGUGCCCCAAUGGUGAGUGUUUGAAUACCAUGGGCAGCUAUAGAUGUACCUGCAAAAUGGGAUUUGGGCCGGAUCCUACCUUUACAAGUUGUGUUCCGGACACCCCUGUGAUCUCGGAAGAGAAGGGGCCCUGUUACCGCCUGGUCAGCCCCGGAAGGCAGUGCAUGCACCCCCUGUCCGUGCACCUCACCAAGCAGCUCUGCUGUUGUAGUGUGGGCAAGGCCUGGGGCCCACACUGUGAGAAAUGUCCCCUGCCAGGCACAGCUGCUUUUAAGGAAAUCUGUCCUGGUGGAAUGGGUUAUACGGUUUCUGGCGUUCAUAGACGCAGGCCAAUCCAUCACCAUGUAGGUAAAGGACCUGUAUUUGUCAAGCCAAAGAACACUCAACCUGUUGCUAAAAGUACUCAUCCUCCACCUCUCCCAGCCAAGGAAGAGCCAGUGGAGGCCCUGACUUUGUCCCGGGAGCAUGGGCCAGGAGUGGCGGAGCCAGAAGUGGCAACUGCACCCCCUGAGAAGGAAAUACCUUCAUUGGAUCAGGAGAGAACCAGACUUGAGCCUGGGCAACCCCAGCUCUCUCCAGGCAUUUCAACUAUUCAUCUGCACCCACAGUUUCCAGUAGUGAUUGAAAAAACAUCACCUCCUAUACCUGUGGAAGUAGCUCCUGAAGCUUCUACCUCAAGUGCCAGCCAAGUUAUCGCGCCAACUCAAGUUACAGAAAUCAAUGAGUGUACUGUGAACCCUGACAUCUGUGGAGCAGGACACUGCAUUAACCUGCCGGUGAGGUACACCUGUAUAUGCUACGAGGGCUACAAGUUCAGCGAGCGACAGAGGAAAUGUGUUGACAUUGACGAAUGCACGCAGGCCCAGCACCUCUGCUCCCAGGGGCGCUGUGAAAACACAGAGGGAAGUUUCCUGUGUAUUUGCCCAGCCGGAUUUAUGGCCAGCGAGGAGGGUACUAAUUGCAUAGAUGUUGAUGAGUGCCUGCGGCCGGACGUGUGUGGGGAAGGUCACUGCAUCAACACUGUGGGGGCGUUCCAGUGCAAAUACUGCGACAGCGGGUACCGCAUGACCCCAGGGGGACACUGUGAGGAUAUUGAUGAAUGUUUGACUCCAACCACUUGUCCGGGUGAGCAGUGUGUGAAUUCUCCUGGAUCUCACCAGUGCGUCCCCUGCACAGAGGGGUUCCGUGGGUGGAACGGACAGUGUGUCGAUGUGGAUGAGUGCCUGGAACCGAAGGUCUGCACCAACGGCACUUGCUCCAACCUGGAAGGCUCCUACAUGUGCUCCUGUCACAAGGGCUACAGCCCGACUCCAGACCACAAGCACUGCAAAGAUAUCGAUGAAUGCCAGCAAGGGAACCUGUGCAUAAAUGGGCAGUGCAAGAACACCGAGGGCUCCUUCAGGUGCACCUGUGGGCAGGGCUACCAGCUGUCCGCUGCGAAGGACCAGUGUGAAGACAUCGACGAGUGCCAGCACCAGCACCUCUGCACCAACGGGCAGUGCAGGAACACGGAGGGCUCCUUCCGCUGCGUCUGUGACCAGGGUUACCGGGCAUCCGCCCUCGGGGACCACUGUGAAGAUAUUAAUGAAUGUGAGCAGCCUGGGCUCUGUGGUCCUCAUGGAGAGUGUCUAAACACAGAUGGUUCUUUUCACUGUGUCUGCGAACAGGGUUUCACAAUCUCUGUAAGUGGCCGUACAUGUGAAGAUAUUGAUGAGUGUGUAAACAACACUAUUUGUGACAGUCACGGGUUUUGUGACAAUACGGCUGGCUCCUUCCGCUGCCUGUGUUAUCAGGGCUUUCAGGCCCCACAGGAUGGGCAAGGGUGUGUGGAUGUGAACGAAUGUGAACUGCUCAGUGGCGUGUGCGGCGAAGCCUUUUGUGAGAACGUGGAAGGCUCCUUCCUGUGUGUGUGUGCUGACGAGAGCCAGGAGUACAGCCCCAUGACCGGGCAGUGCCGCUCCCGGGCCUCCGCAGAUGUCGAGGUGGAGCAGCCCAGAGAAGAAAAGAAGGAGUGCUACUACAACCUCAACGACGCCAGUCUCUGUGACAACGUGCUGGCCCCCAACGUCACCAAGCAGGAGUGCUGCUGCACCUCCGGCGCCGGGUGGGGGGACAACUGCGAGAUCUACCCCUGCCCGGUCCUGGGGACGGCUGAAUUCACUGAAAUGUGUCCUAGAGGGAAAGGUUUUGUCCCUGCCGGAGAGUCCUCUUACGAAGCUGGUGGCGACAACUAUAAAGAUGCGGACGAGUGUCUACUUUUUGGACAAGAAAUCUGCAAGAAUGGCUACUGUUUGAACACCCAGCCCGGUUAUGAAUGCUACUGUAAGCAGGGGACAUACUAUGACCCCGUCAAACUGCAGUGCUUCGAUUUGGAUGAGUGCCAAGACCCCAGCAGCUGUAUCGAUGGCCAGUGCAUCAAUACAGAAGGCUCCUAUAACUGCUUCUGCACCCACCCCAUGGUCCUGGAUGCUUCAGAAAAAAGAUGCAUACGACCGUCGGAAUCGCACGAACAAGUCGAAGAAACCGACGUCUACCAAGACCUGUGUUGGGAGCACCUGAGCGAGGACUACGUGUGCAGCCGGCCGCUGGUCAGCAAGCAGACCACGUACACGGAGUGCUGCUGUCUGUACGGCGAGGCCUGGGGCAUGCAGUGCGCCCUCUGCCCCAUGAAAGAUUCAGAUGACUAUGCGCAGCUGUGCAACAUCCCCGUCACGGGACGCCGGCGGCCGUACGGACGGGACGCCUUGGUCGACUUCAGCGAACAGUACUCUCCAGAAGCUGACCCCUACUUCAUUCAGGACCGUUUUUUAAAUAGCUUUGAGGAGCUGCAGGCUGAGGAAUGCGGCAUCCUCAAUGGGUGUGAAAAUGGCCGCUGCGUGAGGGUGCAGGAAGGCUACACCUGUGACUGCUUCGACGGGUACCACCUGGAUAUGGCCAAGAUGACCUGUGUCGACGUGAACGAAUGCGACGAGCUGAACAACCGGAUGUCUCUCUGCAAGAACGCCAAGUGCAUCAACACCGAGGGCUCCUACAAGUGUCUGUGUCUGCCGGGCUACAUGCCUUCCGACAGGCCGAACUACUGCACUCCGUCGGAUGCCGCCCUGAGUCUAGAGAAAGACAGUGACCUGGAGUGAACGAAUGUCCGCAUAACCGAAGCCCGUAUACUCUGCACUGUGUAAAGGAAAAGAGAGAAAUGUAUUAUACUUGAGACAUUGCACCUAACCCGGCGUGCAGGGAGCACGGGAACAUCACAGUAUUGCACACCCUCGGAAGACGAUGCGAGGAUUCGGUGUGCGCCUGACUGGUGGAGCAGACCAAACGGACAUUUCUCUGAAAAACCAGUAUAUAUAGUCUGUUCAUAUGUAAAAUUCAGUGGAAAAGAGGUGGAGCAGUGCUGUUAUUUUAAACAGAAGUUUGUAUUAUUAUGUUGUCUUGUUUUUUUUAUUAUUGCUUGAUUAAAUUUGGCAUUUAAAUAGUGGUGGAAAUAUUUUAUAUAAUUUUCAUUUUUUGGUUGUGCAGUUCCUUGGCUAUUGUUUUUCUUUUCCCUCGGAUUUUUUUUUUAAAGUCUCAAGUGCACAAGUCGUUGAUAAAAUAUUGUUAAACUGUAUUGUAAGUAUUGUGACACAGGGUUAUGCUAUUCCUAGUCUGGAACAUUUUUAAAUUCAACUUGUCUGUCCUGUGGAGCAGACGAGCUUGGUUUCAAAACUUUUAUACACAUUUGGAGAAAAGUACUUUGUAUUUACGUUGUAUCGUCUGAUCUUGAUGUCCAUCCAUAGCCAAGCUGCUGGCGGGUGUCGGUUGGCCCCUCCCCCACGCUGAAGUGGAGGCACCAGUGAGCACGUGAGUGCCGUGAUGUGGGAAGUGUGCCCAGCGACGUUGUGUGAAAACUCGAUGAUCCCAGCAUAUUUACCAUUGUAUAUGAAAGCAAAAUAAAUCACCAUUUUUUU